AUGGCGAUGAUUCUGCAAAUCCCUCCUUCUUCUUCUCCGUCUUCCUUGUGGAACACCAAAACCCACAGAAUCCGAUUCUCUUACUCUUCUUCAAUUCAAGCUCCUUCGGAGUCCAAUCGGAAGAAAUUCAGAUGCAGAGCCGUCCGAGAGAAAGCCGAAGAGAUCGACAAAAACACUUCGCCGGAGUCCCCUUCUUCAUCGGCCGAGGAAGUCACGAAGAAAUACGGACUCGAAGUCGGUCUAUGGAAGAUAUUGAGCUCAAAGGAUGAAGAAAUUGACGGAGAGAAGAAGAAGAAAUCGAAAACAGACGAAGCUAAAGAGCUGCUUGCAAAGUAUGGUGGUGCUUAUCUCGCAACAUCCAUUACUCUUUCUCUCAUUUCCUUCUCCUUAUGCUACGCACUCGUCACUUCCGGUGUUGAUGUUCAAGCCCUUCUUCUAAAGGUUGGGAUUACGACGAACGAGACGGGAGAGAAAGUAGGAGCCUUUGCAUUGGCUUACGCGGCGCACAAAGCUGCUUCUCCGAUUAGGUUUCCGCCUACUGUGGCUCUGACUCCUAUUGUAGCUAAUUGGAUUGGGAAGAAAGUUGACAAGGAGAAAGAGAAAGAUGACUAG
Messenger RNA from Microthlaspi erraticum, 612 nucleotides. NCBI's taxonomy places the organism in Eukaryota, Viridiplantae, Streptophyta, Magnoliopsida, Brassicales, Brassicaceae. The record is from the annotation of a GenBank genome assembly.